AUGACUCACUAUGCUCAGACUGGCCUCGAAGGCACCGUGACGUCUGCAGGUGAAGCCUGCCACUGUGUCAGUGUCGUCGGCCGCCGCACCAGCACCAUGACCCGUCUGCUGCUCACCGUCCUGCUGCUGGAGAGCCUGCGUGCCUCUGAGCAAGGUGCAGAGAUUCUGACGCCCCCUGCCCACGUGAGGUUCCAGUCUCUGGACUACAGAAAUGUCCUCCACUGGUCACCUGGAGGCAACAGCAGCGGACUGAAGUACAGCGUCCAGUGGAAGAUUUACGGCGAGCCCGAGUGGCUGGACGCAGACGGGUGUCAGGCGAUUCAGAAGCAGCACUGUGACCUCAGCAGUGUGACCUCUGACCUCAGGGAGUGGUACUACGCCCGAGUCCAGGCCUCCUCCUCGCCCUCCAGCCAGUCAGCUUGGGUCCUCUCCCCCAGAUUCAGCCCUCGCUGGGACACCCAACUGAGUCCACCGAACCUGCAGCUCAACGGCACACGACAGGGCAUCGUGGUACGAGUGAAGGCGGUCCGGCUGAAGAUCAGCUUAGACCUGACCUACAGGAUCUUCCUCAUCAACACAGAUGGAAAAGAGGUGGAGUAUGAGUUGGAUUCACACAAGCUGGUCGUGAAGAAGCUGCGGCGCAAGAGCAAGUACUGCGUGCAGGCCCAGACCCUCGUCCCCACGCACGGCAAGAGCAGCGAACGCAGCCGGCGGGAAUGUGUCAGCACGCUGUGACGGAAGGUGGACCCUGCCGCACGCCGGUGCUUGACCAGUGCACCACCUCCAGCCCAGACAGCCGAUGUGACUGAGCAGCCUGCUGGUUUCUCUCCGAUUCCAGGGCGACACUACAACCCUCCUCUAUACUUUGCCAUAGCCGCUCUCUAAAGUGUGUCCAACUACCUGCCUGUCGCUGCCUGUGAGGGGCUCCUGCACCUCUAAACCUGGACCAACACGUGGAUUGGACUGACAGGGGUUUCCCUCAAUGAUCCGUCAUUGGGUUUCACUUGCACCCCUUUCACUGCUUUAUUUGAAGUACAAUGAGCAAAAAAUAAAAAAGAACAAAGAAUAAAAAAACAUAAACAAGAGUCCAACUCAUGCAGUUCACAGUUCAAGGGUCCAAACUCAAGGCCCAGGGCGCAAUUCAGGUCCGCCAAGUCAUUUUUGGAGGCCAGCAGGAUGCUUAAAAUGAAAAUAAAAUUCAAUACUAACUUGAAGGACUCGGACUCUUAUGAGCCACCGAAAUCACUUAUGGAUCCAAAUUCUGCUUUUAAGAAAACAGAUUAUGAAUGACACCGAUUCAUCUCAAAUCUUAAUUCGGAUGGAAGGGAAUUCCAACAGAAGUACAUUUGUGUUAUGAGGAGGUGGAGGAUGAGUGACAUGAACUUGAAGCUAGCUUUAGCAAAUGCUAAAUAAAAGUGAAAUUUGUUCUUGUUUAAGGUUCGUCUUGGCUGUGUUGAACAUUUUGAGCCCAACACUUAAGGCAGCAGAAGAGGGGCUUCACUAUUGAAGGCAGUUGGUCAUGAUGUAAUCGCUGUAUUCUGUAUUGGAGCAGAGUCUAACUGUCCGUCUGGUCCGAGUCUGGUUCAUCUCUGGCACACACUCGCCAGCAAACCUCCAAUGAUGAUGUCAAUACACAGGUGGAGUCUAUGGAGAACCAGGACCGGAUGUAGAGGUUCUAGCUGCAUGGUGCAGUCAAGACUUGGAUGAAGUCACUAACCACUGUUUGAUGGACAGUUUUUGUACAUGUGUUUUUACUAUUAAAAUGUUUCUAAAUACCAUUGAAGCUGAUU
Synchiropus splendidus (mandarinfish) is the source of this 1790-nucleotide messenger RNA. RefSeq names its product interleukin 22 receptor, alpha 2 (gene il22ra2). The record is from RefSeq and is a predicted model, not a curated record. The transcript has 7 exons. Gene Ontology annotation, molecular function: protein binding. NCBI's taxonomy places the organism in Eukaryota, Metazoa, Chordata, Actinopteri, Syngnathiformes, Callionymidae. Bases 1 to 735 code for a protein of 244 amino acids.